CCUUAUUUGCACUCAGAUAUUCUUAUUUUCACACCAGUCUGUCACUGAAUUGAAUGGAAAAACACCGCAUGGUAACCAAAAAAUACACAUGCUAUGAACAAACGGUUGACUGGUAGUCUUCGUUCGCUUUUGUGCACAGACUAAUUGUUUUAAGGUUCAUUAAUUCUGGCUCCUAAUGAACUUGACUUGAACAGCCCAGUUAAGUAUAACACAUUAUACCAUCAGUCUGACUGCAUCUCAUGAUGCGGGUGAUUGGUCCUCAUGCAGUCAGAUGUUGGAGAGCUGGUGUUUGUCCUGGAAUCACCUCUAUGUACACAUCUGAGCUCCUGUUUAAAUAGUGAGACUGCACCUCACUUUAACACUGUCUGGGCUUUACUUUGCUGCCGUUAAGAUCUAUAGGUUUGAAUGUUCUCUGGUAUAAUUAUUGAAGGACAGGUGCCCGUCAGGUGUAACAAUGGGCACCAGAGAGCAGCUUUAAACUAAAGAAAUGCCGAUAAGAACUAGUGCUGACACUGGCUGCUCUGUAUGCACCUCUAAACAAACCUACCUGUGUUUCUGUCUCUAUAAUGUAAUGAGUGUCGUGCGUCUGCGCGCUACCGCGGCUCCAAGAAUGAGGGACGUUGGAAAAAGUGGGCGUUCCGGAGGCGCGCACGCGAUGCAUGCUCUCUGUUAUAGUGGAGCAGCUCGUAAUAAGUAAAUGACCUUAUCUUGGCGUAUUGGUAGUCUAAUGAUUCACCGGUGAGGGACUGGGGAUUUGGACAAAAUAAAGGUAUACUUCUCCCGUCUCUUGCCACUCGGACGCUGAUGCAUUGGGACGCCGGCCUGAGCCCCACACACUCCCUGCAUGGUCCACGGCGGGCGGAUGAACACCUGUAGCUGGGUAGUAGGCUAUCCAACAAACCGGUGGCUCUGAUCCAUGUGGAGUUCAUUAUUUCCACCCUGAUGAUCAGUGCGGUCCCACAUGCGAUGUCAGUUUGGUGAACUUUUUUUGCUCAGAGGGGAUCUGUAGCUGGAAUCCGCUGCUGGAGUUCAGGAUUCUGCUUAACUAGUUAAGAAAGGUAUACAAAUGCUCUCCGUCCAGCCGGACACCAAGCCAAAAGGCUGUGCCGGCUGCAACCGGAAGAUCAAGGACCGCUACCUGCUGAAGGCCCUCGAUAAGUACUGGCACGAGGACUGCCUCAAGUGUGCCUGCUGUGACUGCAGGCUGGGCGAGGUGGGCUCCACACUCUAUACCAAAGCCAACCUCAUCCUGUGCCGGAGAGACUACCUACGGUUGUUUGGUGUAACAGGGAACUGCGCAGCCUGCAGCAAGCUAAUUCCAGCCUUUGAGAUGGUCAUGAGGGCCAAGGAGAACGUCUACCACCUGGACUGUUUCGCAUGCCAGCUCUGCAAUCAGAGGUUUUGUGUGGGAGACAAGUUUUUCCUGAAGAACAACAUGAUUCUGUGCCAGACAGACUAUGAGGAGGGGCUGAUGAAGGAGGGCUACGUUCCCCAGGUCCGCUGACCCUCAGGCCAACACAUAGGAAAAGGAGGAGGAAGAGGAGGAGUGGGAGAAAGAGAGAGACUGAAGGAGCGCUUGCAAUCACACAACAAAAAGCACUAUUGCCUCCUGUCCAGCUCCUGUCCCCCACAUGUACAUAAUGAAGCAAGCCUCCAUGGGAGGGGAGACACUCUGCUGUACAGAAUAGCCAUAGAGACUGCAGUGUGGCAGGGAAAGGCCCUGGAAGCCUACAACAGACUACAAGUAUGAAAUAAAAAGUUUGUCCAUUUGUUUGUUUGUGACUGACGGAUGCUGCCUCUUUUUUCCUGGCGAACAAAACACCGGCCUCAGAGCAAUUUUUUACCAACAGCUUCUCCUGGUUGUUGGGGAAAAAAAUUAACCUGCCCAAAUGCAGUCUUGUCUCAUCUUAUCUGACAAGGUGUCCCACCUGACUGCACAGGCCAACAACUUCUACUUGAAUCUAAAAUACACUGAGGUAUUGUCAAUCAAUGUAAUUUUGAGAUAAAGACCUUUUUACUGUAUGUUAAAAAAAAAACACUGCGAAUGUAAAGUGAA
Molecule: messenger RNA, 2056 nt
Organism: Thunnus maccoyii (southern bluefin tuna)
Lineage: Eukaryota; Metazoa; Chordata; Actinopteri; Scombriformes; Scombridae
Gene: lmo3
Product: LIM domain only 3
Exons: 4
Coding region: 1067-1504 (145 amino acids)
Biological process (GO): positive regulation of transcription by RNA polymerase II
Cellular component (GO): nucleus
Molecular function (GO): DNA-binding transcription factor binding; transcription coactivator activity
Source: RefSeq, a predicted model, not a curated record